AUGUAUGUUGUUCCUCCUCCCCAGAGAUCCGAUCCGGCUUCAGGAUCCUCUGAUUUGCGUAUUUUCCAAGCUUGGAAAGGUUCUAACAAAUUUUUUCUUCAAGGUCGGUUCAUAUUUGGACCAGAUGCAAGAUCGUUAGCCCUGACCAUUUUUCUUAUCGUUGCUCCUGUUGUCGUAUUUUGUAUCUAUGUUGCUAGAAAAUUGAUAGAUGAUUAUUCUGAUCACUGGGGGAUAUCAAUAAUGGCAGUUGUUGUUGUCUUCACCAUUUAUAUCGUAGUUCUUCUCUUGUCAACAUCUGGCCGUGACCCUGGUAUAAUCCCGCGCAAUGCACAUCCUCCUGAGCCAGAAGGUCUUGAAGGUAGUUUAGAUGUCGGGGCUGGUCAAACUCCGCAAUUGCGGUUGCCUCGCAUCAAGGAGGUUGAGGUCAAUGGAAUUGUUGUUAAAGUUAAGUAUUGCGAUACUUGCAUGCUCUACAGGCCUCCUCGAUGCUCUCAUUGCUCAAUUUGCAACAACUGUGUGGAGAGGUUUGAUCACCAUUGCCCCUGGGUUGGGCAGUGCAUUGGACUGCGUAAUUAUCGGUUCUUCUUCAUGUUUGUCUUCUCAACGACGCUACUUUGUAUAUAUGUUUUCGCAUUUUGUUGGGUCUAUAUUAGAAGAAUUAUGAAGGCCGAGGAGACAACAAUUUGGAAGGCAAUGAUCAAAAGUCCAGCCUCCAUAGUCUUGAUAGUUUACUCCUUCAUAUGCAUGUGGUUUGUCGGUGGCCUGACCGCCUUUCAUUUAUAUCUCAUAAGUACAAAUCAGACUACGUAUGAGAACUUCAGAUACCGAUAUGAUCGACGAGCCAACCCAUAUAACAGAGGAGUGUUCGAUAAUUUCAAAGAGAUAUUCUUCACCAGCAUUCCACCGUCAAAGAAUAAUUUCAGGGCAAAGGUCCCAAUCGAACCAGUGUUACCUGCCCGAUCAGUGGGUGGAGGCUUUAUGAGUCCAAGUAUGGGAAAAGCUGUUGACGACAUAGAGAUGGGAAGGAAAACAGUCUGGGGUGACGUGGGUAGCAACAUCGAUCAUUGUGAAGGACAAUUAAACAAUCGCGUGGCUGUAAAGGAUGGAGAGUUUGGCGAGUUGUCUCCAGAAAUUAGGACAACAGUUGACGAGACGAGCGACCGUGUUGGAAUACAUCCUAGGCGAUCUAGCUGGGGAAGAAAAAGCGGAAGCUGGGAGAUGUCCCCUGAAGUUCUUGCUUUGGCAGCCAGGGUUGGAGAACCAAAUCGCGUUGGCGGAGGUAGCAGCAGUUUGAGCACUGAGAGCAGACAUACAUAG
Vicia faba (fava bean) is the source of this 1317-nucleotide messenger RNA. NCBI's taxonomy places the organism in Eukaryota, Viridiplantae, Streptophyta, Magnoliopsida, Fabales, Fabaceae. The record is from the annotation of a GenBank genome assembly.